GAACACUUGCACCAGCAUCAAACAACUACUUCAAACCUUAAACCAGUCACACAUUCCAGACAAUUCAAUUUCUAAACGUCCAAGAUGCCGGUCGCAGAUCCUUCCACGUCGACCAAGUCCACUUCCACCACCACCUCUUCUACGACGGCGCAGACAGCGCAGCAUGUCGGAAACCAAUCGACUCAGAGCGUAGCGAGCGCAAGCCACACGGAGAAGACGCAGCAGGAGGAGGACGCGGAAAGAUUGUAUGAGGAGAGGAUUGAGGAGGAAUAUGCUAAGAGGGAGGGUGGCGCAUAGACAUGCGCACCUAAUCACGACGCAAUUGCAACUUUCCCAGCGGCCUAGAAUGAUGGAUUACCUUCCCGAGAAGAUAAUAUGGACGA
Molecule: messenger RNA, 383 nt
Organism: Cucurbitaria berberidis CBS 394.84
Lineage: Eukaryota; Fungi; Ascomycota; Dothideomycetes; Pleosporales; Cucurbitariaceae
Exons: 1
Coding region: 85-297 (70 amino acids)
Source: RefSeq, a predicted model, not a curated record